GAACGCUUCGUCUUUAUUUCUUGCACACUUGUUUGCAAUUUUCGUAGUUAAACAUUACAUUUAUUGUCACUUGAUGCUUACUGCUAUUCGCGCACGUCUCGCAUAACUUAUUUACUUUCAUCAUUCUACCAAGUAACGCUGACGCUCAUCAAUUUAUCAACUAAAACGGAAACUAAUUAGUGAUUAUUCUAAGCAGUGAAUGCUUUGGGAGAAAGUUUUUAUUUAUUCUUGUUUCGGCUGCAAUUAAGAGUUAUAAAAAAAAGCCGAAACCAUGCUGACGGACAUGGAAGACAUGCCCUCUGUCAAACUGGGAGAUUACAUUCUCCAGUUUGAAAUGGGACCACCACCACCAGAAAUUCAGGAAGUUGCUACAAAAGAAUUAAGAGAAACUCCGGAACGGCAGAAAAAAGCAGUUGAAGAACUUAGAGAAUUACUCAAAAAGGAAACUGAUCUGAAGUGCCCUUUGGACAACGAAGCUUGGCUCAUUAGAUUCCUUAGGCCAUGCAAAUACUACCCAGAGUCAGCUGUUAAACUUGUAAAGGAGUAUUAUUCAUUUAAAGUAAAACACGCAAAUGUAUACGAUGGAUUGACACCAGUGCGUGAGAAAAAUAUCUUUGAACAGAACAUCCUAACUGUUCUGCCAAACCGAGAUCAACAUGGCCGAAGGAUAUUAAUUAUUGAACUUGGAAAAAAAUGGAAAACUAACAAGGUUUCUUUAGAUGAAGUCUAUAAAGGAAGUGUUCUGUAUUUAGAAGCUGCUAUGUUAGAACCAACAACUCAAAUUGCUGGUGCUAUAGUUAUCUUUGAUAUGGAUGGCCUGACUCUUCAACAAACUUGGCAGUUUACUCCUCCAUUCGCUAAGAGGAUAGUUGACUUAUUGCAAGAUGCAGUACCAUUAAGAAUAAAAAAUAUUCAUAUUAUUAAUCAACCAUAUGUUUUCAAUAUGGUGUUUGCAUUGUUCAAACCUUUCCUUAGGCAGAAAUUGAAGGACCGAAUUAUUUUCCACGGUACAGACCGCAAAUCCUUGCACAAAUAUUUAUCACCUAAGUGUCUUCCCGAAUGCUAUGGUGGUACUUUAUCAAUCCCACGGGUGACAGGACCGCAAUGGCUUGAAUUGUUGGUCAAAUGUGAAAAAGAAUUUGAAGCCAUAAAUUCCUAUGGUUACAAAAAAUAAUAUCCAUCGAUGUAGUGUUGAUGAAAGUCAAAAUAUCCGGGGGCUCAUAUCAGUCAUUAAUUCAGUGUAUCGAUGACGUCACACUCCCAAUACCAUCUACCUCUUUGAGUUCAUCGUAUACUUCUCACAAUCUAUUUCUAACCAUCUCAACAAUCUGAUAAGCCACGGAUAAGGCUUGAAAAUUCGUCCGUAAUAAUGUAUUUAUAAUUAAUUGUAUUGAUUCUAAAAGACGACAUGAAUACGUCUUUUAUUAUUAGUUUGAAUUUUUUGCUCAUUAUUUAGUAAAAGUAAAUAUUAUUUUAUGAUAUUUUUAUGAAAAUGAAAUUAAAUUUAGUGAGAUACUUGAUUUUGAUAUUCAUGCCAGAGAUCUUAAUCGAAACAAAACUACUUAAUGUGAGUGAAAGUGAAUUAAAAAAAAAUAAUUAUCUUG
Chelonus insularis is the source of this 1604-nucleotide messenger RNA. Its product is annotated as alpha-tocopherol transfer protein-like. Gene Ontology annotation, cellular component: membrane. Gene Ontology annotation, molecular function: phosphatidylinositol bisphosphate binding. NCBI's taxonomy places the organism in Eukaryota, Metazoa, Arthropoda, Insecta, Hymenoptera, Braconidae. The transcript has 5 exons. The record is from RefSeq and is a predicted model, not a curated record. Bases 272 to 1174 code for a protein of 300 amino acids.